This is a messenger RNA of Vicugna pacos (alpaca), 2544 nucleotides long. RefSeq names its product Scm like with four mbt domains 2 (gene SFMBT2). Gene Ontology annotation, biological process: negative regulation of DNA-templated transcription. Gene Ontology annotation, cellular component: nucleus. The record is from RefSeq and is a predicted model, not a curated record. NCBI's taxonomy places the organism in Eukaryota, Metazoa, Chordata, Mammalia, Artiodactyla, Camelidae. Gene Ontology annotation, molecular function: chromatin binding; histone binding; transcription corepressor activity.
CGGCGCAGCCGCGGCGGAUCCGAGCCCACUGGUGGGAAACCGCCUUCGACGCGGGCAGACCCUGCCCGAAUCCGCAUCCAUCGCCGCUGCCCUCCGCUCUCCCUCGCCCCUCCAGCCCUGCACUGUAGCCGAGGGACCUGGGGGAGCGACUGGCGCGUCUGCACCGAGCCGGGUUUCACCAGGUAGCUCUUCCCGCAGGAUGAAUUAAGAGAAGAGGACCCUUACCCAUUAAGGAUGGAGAGCAGCGUGUCAGUUUCCAGUAUGCAAGACCCUUCGUCCUCACCCUUGGAGAAACACCAGAGCUCAGCGGAUCAUAAUGGGGAUCUUGAUUCAGAAGAAGGCUCAAGCCUGGAGGAAGUCGGCUUUAACUGGGGAGAGUAUUUGGAAGAGACUGGUGCCAGUGCGGCUCCUCACACAUCGUUCAAACAUGUUGAGAUCAGCAUUCAGAACAACUUCCAGCCGGGGAUGAAAUUGGAAGUCGCCAACAAGAAGAACCCGGACACGUACUGGGUGGCCACGGUCAUCACCACCUGCGGGCAGCUCCUGCUUCUGCGCUACUGUGGCUAUGGGGAGGACCGGCGCGCCGACUUCUGGUGUGACGUGGUGAUAGCGGAUCUCCACCCCGUGGGGUGGUGCACGCAGAACAACAAGACCCUGAUGCCCCCGGACGCAAUCAAGGAAAAGUACACCGACUGGACGGAAUUUCUCAUCCGCGACCUGACCGGCUCCCGGACGGCCCCCGCCAGCCUGCUGGAAGGUCCUCUGCGAGGGAAAGGCCCCAUAGACCUCAUUACAGUUGAUUCCUUAAUAGAGCUUCAGGACUCUCAGAACCCUUUUCAGUACUGGAUAGUUAGUGCGAUUGACAAUGUUGGAGGAAGAUUACGCCUUCGCUAUGUGGGAUUGGAGGACACUGAAUCCUAUGACCAGUGGUUGUUUUACUUGGAUUACAGACUUCGACCAGUUGGUUGGUGUCAAGAGAAUAAGUACAGAAUGGACCCACCUUCAGAAAUCUAUCCUUUGAAGACGGACUCAGAAUGGAAAUGUGCUCUGGAGAAAUCGCUUGUUGAAGCUGCUAGGUUUCCUCUUCCAAUGGAAGUGUUUAAGGACCACGCAGAUUUGCGAAGCCAUUUCUUCACGGUUGGGAUGAAGCUUGAGGCGGUGAAUGUGAGGGAGCCCUUCCGUGUCUGCCCUGCCUCUGUGACCAAGGUUUUUAACAAUCAUUUUUUUCAAGUGACUAUUGAUGACCUAAGACCCGAACCUAGUAAACUCUCAAUGCUGUGCCAUGCGGAUUCUUUGGGGAUUUUGCCAGUCCAGUGGUGCCUUAAAAACGGAGUCGAUCUCACACCUCCCAAAGGUUACUCCGGCCAGGACUUCGACUGGGCCGAUUACCACAAGCAACAUGGGACCGAGGAAGCGCCUCCCUUCUGCUUCAGAAAUACAUCAUUCAGUCGGGGUUUCACAAAGAACAUGAAGCUUGAAGCCGUGAACCCCAGGAACCCGGGAGAGCUCUGCGUGGCCUCGGUCGUUGGCGUGAAGGGGAGGCUGAUGUGGCUUUGCCUGGAAGGUCUGCAGAGUCCGGCUCCAGAGUUCAUUGUCGAUGUUGAGUCCAUGGACAUCUUCCCCGUGGGCUGGUGUGAGGCCAACUCCUACCCUCUGACCACACCGCACAAGACGGUCUCACAAAAGAAGAGAAAGAUCGCAGUUGUGCAACCAGAGAAACAAUUGCCAUCCACAGUGCCUGUUGAGAAAAUACCUCAUGACCUUUGUUUAUUCCCUCACCUGGACGCCACAGGGACUGUCAACGGGAAGUACUGCUGUCCGCAGCUCUUCAUCAAUCACCGGUGCUUCUCAGGCCCUUACCUCAACAAGGGGAGGAUCGCAGAGCUCCCGCAGUCCGUGGGGCCAGGCAAAUGCGUGCUGGUCCUUAAAGAGGUCCUCAGCAUGAUCAUCAACGCCGCCUACAAGCCCGGGAGGGUGCUGCGCGAGCUGCAGCUGGUGGAGGACCCGCACUGGAAUUUUCAGGAGGAGACGCUGAAGGCGAAGUACAGAGGCAAAACAUACAGGGCCGUGGCCAAGAUCGUGCGGACAUCCGACCAGGUGGCCGACUUCUGCCGCCGGGUCUGUGCCAAGCUCGAAUGCUGCCCAAACUUGUUCAGUCCUGUGCUGGUUUCUGAAAACUGCCCGGAGAACUGUUCCAUUCACACCAAAACCAAAUACACUUAUUACUAUGGCAAGAGGAAGAAGAUUGUUAAGCCCCCGAUUGGGGAGAGCAGCGUUGAGAGCGGGCACCCAAAGCCAGCCAGACGCAGGAAACGGCGAAAAUCCAUUUUUGUGCAGAAGAAACGGAGGUCCUCUGCUGUGGACUUCGCGGCGGGCUCCGGCGAGGAGAGUGAAGAGGAGGACGCAGACGCCGUGGACGAUGACACCGGGAGUGAGGAGACCGGCUCCGAGCUCCGGGACGACCAGACAGACACGUCCUUGGCCGAGGUGCCCUCCGCGCGCCCCCGGAGGGCCGUCACCCUGCGGAGCCGGCCCCGAGCCUGA